This is a messenger RNA of Engraulis encrasicolus (European anchovy), 1746 nucleotides long. It is a transcript of the gene lypd6b, whose product is annotated as LY6/PLAUR domain containing 6B. NCBI's taxonomy places the organism in Eukaryota, Metazoa, Chordata, Actinopteri, Clupeiformes, Engraulidae. The transcript has 5 exons. The coding region runs from base 117 to 644 and encodes 175 amino acids. The record is from RefSeq and is a predicted model, not a curated record. Gene Ontology annotation, molecular function: acetylcholine receptor regulator activity.
CAUGUGCCUAACCUCUUGCCCUGGCUGGGACCUUGUAAGAUCUGCUCUCUGAAGAUCUUCUCUACUCUGCAAUGGGAAAGCCAUUUGUAGCUCCUGCUCCCAUUGGCUGAGUGAAAAUGAUGAUCUCCGCAGCUCUCUGCCUCAUCGCCACUCUCCAGCUGCUCACCAGACUGGUGUCAUGUGACCAUAUCAACUUCUACAACGUCCGGCCGCCUGUGGAUACCACUCCAUUCCCAAAGAGCUUCAAGUGCUUCACCUGUGAGCAGGCCACAGACAACUACAGCUGUAACCGCUGGGCAGAGGACAAGUGGUGCCCACAAGAUACACAGUACUGCAUGACGGUUCACCACUUUAGUCACCAUGGCAAGACGCGGUUCGUGACCAAGAGGUGUGCGGCCAGGGAAGAGUGCCACAUGUCAGGCUGCCGUCACCACAGGGACACGGGGCACACGGAGUGUAUUUCCUGUUGCGAGGGGAUGGUGUGUAACGUGGAGGUGCCCACCAAUCACACCAAUGCUGUGUUCGCCAUGAGGCAGCAGGCACCAACCUCAGCCGCAUCCCACCACCACCACCACCACACCUCCUGGGCAGCCCUGUUGGUGCUCGGCCCCGUCAUUGCCGCUGGAGCUAUCCCACUGCUGUAACACUGGCAGGGACCGAUCAAACACUUCCCUCCCCGGCCAGGGAGAAAGGAAAAGGAGGAUCUGGGAUCCACACCAGUGGUGAUGUGAUGUGGUGGUGGCGUCAAUGAAGGUGCCCAGCUCCAGCAGAGCAGUACCUGGGGGCCAGGCUGAGGCAUGAGCUGCUGUACUCACUGGACGGACUGUAGACUUGGCGUCUGCAUCGCCCUGCACUGAGACUGCACCGCACACCGGUAGAUUCCAGAAUGUGUGCAGAAUGACCCCCAGACAUCCAAAGAGCAGUGUACGCACAGUACACUUGUGGCUUGACGCUCAGGACUCAGCAAGGAGAAACUCACUGGAAAGCAGCUUUGGCACUGGAAAUUACCAGACUGCUAGAUCCUUGAGGACAGCAGUCCCUAAAAAGACUUGAGAUAUGCUUGUACUCAAUACUGAAUGAAGAGACAUUCAUCCAUCAAGAAAGGAUGCUCGUAUUUUCAGUAUGCAUGAAAGCUUGAAUGCAGGGAUAUACGUAAAGCUGGAGCAGUCCUAAGACCGGAUCUGAUGAACUGUGGCAGUCUCUCUGACUACCCAUGGCACUAUUUUUUUAUCCCCCCCUAGGAACAACUUAAGCACUAGUGGACAUCAUGUUACAAAAGCAUAUUGUAAAGACUGUCAGGAUUAUCUGCUUUUGCAAAACAUUGUGGCCUUAUUUUGCAGGGUGUUUUUGAAAACAUUACCAGUGUCUUGAUCAUACAUGAUGGCGUCGUGGAAAAGGCUGGAAAUCAAAUUUGGAGCGCACAGGCAUGCAACAGGGCUUCUCAUGCCUAUUUAUCACUUGCAGUAAGUCAGACAACAAUGUCUGGACUUGAAACAUUUCCUGCUGCAAUGGGUUUCAUGUUAUUAAAUAGCAUUCCAGACUGGAUGUUACGAUGGUGACAGACACUGCCGGUGGUUGAACCUAUAGAGGCAUAGAGCCACUGGGAUGAUGUGACUGACUGUGGCAGGUUAUCAAACCAUAACAAUGUGGCAGAAAGAUGGGACACACAAUACCCCAUCCUACCCCAUCUCUCUCGCCCACCACUCUCCUGUCGUAUUUUCAUGGUCUUAUCACAAUAAAGGCAGU